AUGGCGGUGGCGGCAGCUAUACUACUUGGUGGUACGGUGGCCAGCGCCGCUUGGAGGGAGAGGGGGGAGGGAACGAAUUUGGGGAAGAGAGAAAAGUGGGGCGAAAUGAAAAUUUCGAAAGAGAAACUGGCAAUUGUCGUUCUGAUUUUGAUUGAUUUAUUUAUUUUUAAAAAAGCUGGGAUUCCAAUUCGAGAAAGUCCGUUUACUGCAAUCGCCAUGUUAGCACGACUAGCCCACAUGUUAACUACGAGCUCCGUCAAGGAUGGGGACGUCGAGUCUAAUCACAUAUCCAUGGCAGAUAAAGCUGAUCAGGAGGGUUCUCUUGAUUUUGACAGAGACUCAUCAUCCACUUCCUCCAGCUUGGAUGAAACAGAAGCAAACCCACAAACAGUACUGCCAAUCGUGGAAAUGGAAGUCUCUUCAGCAUUACCUCGUGUUUUCAUAAAUAUGGAUUCGGAUGAUGCAAAACUCCAACAAGCCCACGCUGCCAAGAUUGCAGCGGAGAAGAGUUUGGAUUCCUUACAGAAUUUUGGAGGCGUUCAAGGAAUUGCAGAGUCUUUGGGUCCUGAUUUAGAUCAGAACGAACUCCCUAGCGAUGAGCAAGCCAGCGCAGUAUCCCUAACACAGAGUCCUGAACCGGGCUUCUUUACACGUCUCCUAAAAGCUAGCAAUGAUUAUACCGUUUGGCUUCUAGUCCUGGCUGCAGGGCUGUCACUUUUCUUUGGUUUCGACGGUAUGACCGAUGGUUUUCUCUACGGGGUCAUCACAAUUGCUGUUAUCAUCGUGAUUGUGGUACAAAACUACUUAAAGCUCCACCUUUCGCAGAAUAUGUCAGGAAAACAAAACCCAUUGGAAAUGCCUCGAAAAUUUGUAGUGAUCAAGAGAGGGGGACACGAAAAGGAAGUGUCAAGCUCUGAUAUUUUAGUCGAAGGUGAUCACAUAGUGCCCCUCGGGAGGGAGCCUCCGGUCCAAAGGUGCAAAGGUGAACCCUUAGAAGAAUUACUGGAACUGGAUCAUUGUUCCACUAGUGAUGCUAAUAAGCCAUUUCUUUCCUAUGGUGCAAAUGUGACUGGCGGAUCUGGUGGCAUGCUGGUUACAUCAGUGGGCACGGAUACAACAUUGGGUCAGUUGAUGAGUCAGGUUACCCGAGCCCCUGGCAUGACCCCUUUACCAGCGGAACUUGACAAAGUGAAUGUUGUAUUACAUAUUAUUGGCCUUCUAAUCCCUAUCCUCAUCCUUUUAGUAUUGUUUCUCCGUUUGAAGCUUGGAGAUGAAGAUGUUAAAUCUAAGCUCCCACAGCUCAAGGGGAAACCAAUUCCAAUAAUGGAUGCGAUCAGCGGAAUUUUCAUGAAGUCAAAUGGCAAGUUCAUUACCUUAAUAGCCACACUUACUAUGUCGCUGCUUGGAGUAAAGGGAGGAAUACCUUAUGUAAUCUCGCGCUACAUUGACUAUUGGCGGAAGAAGAUGCUGUCUGACAAGGCCUUGGCGCAAAAACCUUUGGCUUGGCUCACCAUGCUUUCGGUCUCAACUAUCUGCAUUGACAAAGAUGCAUGGCUAACACUAAACCGACGCGCAGUACUAUUUGACACGGGCUGGACAGAGACAAACAAAGCAAUAGAAGGUUUGAAAAAUGCUGGAGUUAACGUCAUACUGGUUUCAGAUGAUAAAGUGCCAUGGUUGGAAUCCAUAGCUCUCGAGUCAAAUGGAUUGGUGCUUGAAGGUGAAAACUUUCGAACUUACAGCGACGAAGAGAGGAGGAGUAAAGUAAAUGAUAUCAUGGUGAUGGAAAGCUGCUCUCCAGCUGAUAAGCUCCUUCUGGUGCAGUGUUUGAAGGAAAAAGGCAAUAGAGUAGCAAUGGUUGGGGGCAAAACAAAUGAGAUUCCAGCAUUGAAAGAAGCUGACGUGGGGCUUGUGAUGGAGAGUUAUAGCAGUGAAAUGGCCAGAGAAACUUCUGACAUCAUCAUCACGAAUGGUAACUUCAGUUUCUUGGUCACCAUUGUGAAGUGCGGGAGAUGUGCCUAUGAAAAUAUUCGCAAGUAUAUCCAAUUUGAGCUCGCCAUGACUAUUGCAGGGCUGUUGAUACCCAGCAUCACAACCUUAUCUUUUGGAUAUUCUCCAAUUUCGUUAAUCCAAUUGCUAUGGGCUAACUGGGUUUCGACCUUUCUAGGUGGUCUUGCAUUAGUGACAGAGCCACCAACAGAGAAACUGAUGGACAAGCUACCACUGAGACAAACCGAACCGCUGAUCACCAAGGCUAUGUGGAGAAACAUUGCCAGUCAAGCUCUAUGUCAGACUGCCAUCUCAGUGCUCUUCCAAAUUAAAGGGCAGGCUAUCAUGGGCAUCAGCAAGAAGGUUAGUGAAACCAUUAUCUUUAACAGUUUUGUUCUCUGCCAAGUAUUUAACAUAGUCAACGCAAGGGAGCUGGAGAAGAAGAAUGUGUUUAGGGGCAUUCAUCGUAACCCCUGGUUUUGGGUGGCUGUGGGUGUUAUUCUGGUGCUCCAGGUGGCUUUUAUUGAGACUGCACAUAUCCUUAUAGGGAAUGGAAAUUUGAAUUGGGUGCAGUGGUUCGUCUGUCUUCUACUUGGGAUGACUUUAUUGGCAGCCGAUUGGGCUACAAAAUGGACAUCAGGAUGCAUCAUGGAUUGGUUCACUGGACCAUUAGUCUCACAUGCGGGAGCCAUUAACAUGAUACCGUCUUCUCCCUCAGAAUCUACUUCUAAUGUUGACCUGCCACUCAUCAAUGUUUCCAGUCCUCCUCUCCCAUCUUAG
This is a messenger RNA of Alnus glutinosa, 2769 nucleotides long. Its product is annotated as calcium-transporting ATPase 12, plasma membrane-type-like. Gene Ontology annotation, cellular component: intracellular membrane-bounded organelle; membrane. The transcript has 5 exons. The record is from RefSeq and is a predicted model, not a curated record. NCBI's taxonomy places the organism in Eukaryota, Viridiplantae, Streptophyta, Magnoliopsida, Fagales, Betulaceae. Bases 1 to 2769 code for a protein of 922 amino acids. Gene Ontology annotation, molecular function: ATP binding; ATP hydrolysis activity; P-type calcium transporter activity.